Molecule: messenger RNA, 6655 nt
Organism: Nerophis ophidion (straightnose pipefish)
Lineage: Eukaryota; Metazoa; Chordata; Actinopteri; Syngnathiformes; Syngnathidae
Gene: gdpd2
Product: glycerophosphodiester phosphodiesterase domain containing 2
Exons: 16
Coding region: 3084-4790 (568 amino acids)
Biological process (GO): lipid metabolic process
Cellular component (GO): membrane
Molecular function (GO): glycerophosphodiester phosphodiesterase activity
Source: RefSeq, a predicted model, not a curated record
AUGCCAAUACAUCUUUUUUAGUUGACUAAAUUGCAAUUUUAAAUUUCCCGCGAGUUUCUUGUAGAAAACGCCGCGGAAUGAUGAUGUGUACGCGUGAUGUCACUGACUGUCAGGAAAUAUUAGCUCAGCACCACUUACGGCUAAAAGUCGUCUGCUUUAAUGGCAUAAUCACACAAUAUUUUGGACAUCUGUGUUGCUGAAUUUUUCGCAAUUUGUUCAUUUAAUAAUGGAGACAUCAAAGAAGAAAGAUGUAGUUGGGAAGCGGUGGAUUGCAGCUGUCUUUAGCACCGAGACACAGCCAGUGUUUUUUUGUUUGUUGUGAAGCUUUAACACAAGCCAGCAUGUUUUUGGAUGGGGAAAUUGUGAUAUAUGUCUUACCGGAGACAUCAUUGGAUUAGUCAUCGUCCUGCAGCAGCUGUUUAGAAGGCAGCUGUGAGCUUGGCUCCUCGGCUUCUCUCUGAGACACUGGGUGUUCACCGCAGCCACCCGACCUCGAGGUAUGUUUUUACAAUCUUUAAAAUCUCACUAAAACACUAUUAAAACAAUAAGCAGAUAAGGGAUCUUCCAGAAUUAUCCUAGUAAAUGCGUUUAAUUACAUCUGAAACGCUCACACUUUUUUUUUUCUCUAGUCCUUCACUAUCAAUAUCCUAAUUCACAAAUCUUUCAUCCUCGCUCAAAUUAAUGGGGAAUUUGUCGCUUGCUCGGUCCGAAUUGCUCUUACUGCUGGUGGCUCCCAUUAUAAACAAUGUGAAUAUGUGUGGAGCUCCUCAACUCGUGACGUCACGCACACAUACUUCCGGUAAAGGCAGGGCUUUUCUAUUAGCGAACAAAAGUUGCGAACUUUAUCGUGGAUGUUCUCUACUAAAUCCUUGCAGCAAAAAUAUGGCAAUAUCGCGAAAUGAUCAAGUAUGACACAUAGAAUGGACCUGCUAUACCCGUUUAAAUAAGAAAAUCUCAUUUCAGUAGGCCUUUAAGUGGACUUUGAAACAUGUUCUUGUUCAUUAGGAGCGAAAAGGAGUAUGGAUAUUAAGUUAGCAUUUUGUCUCUUGACAUUUCUCUCAGAUUUUUCCUUAUCUGGAAAUGAAUGGCUCACAUUUAUUUACAUUCUACAUUUAUAAAAAAGUUUAUUUGGCACAAAUAUAUUGUUUACGUCCUCGACGACGUAGCGACUUGUCCAGGGUGUACACUGCCUUCCGCCCAAUUGUAGCUGUGAUAGGCACCAGCGACCCUAAAGGGGAAUAAGCGGUAGAAAAAAUGGAUGGAUGUAUGGAUAUUGUUUCCGUUUAUCUGUUAUAUUGUAAGGCUGCACAAUUAUGGACAAAAUAAUGAUUUUUUAAAAUGUUUUAUCAAUAUUGAAAUCCAUCCUUCCAUCCAUUUUCUACCGCUUUUCCCUUUUGGGGUCGGUGGAGCUUAUCUCAGCUGCAUUCGGGCGGAAGGUAGGGUACACCCUGGACAAGUCGCAACCUCAUCACAGGGCCAACACAGAUAGACAACAUUCACACACUAGGGCCAAUUUAGUGUUGCCAAUCAACCUAUCCCCAGGUGCAUGUGUUUGGAGGUGGGAGGAGCAUAUCCCCUGGUGCAUGUCUUUGGAGAUGGGAGGAGCUUAUCCCCAGGUGCAUGUCUUUGGAGGUGGGAGGAGCCUAUCCCCGGGUGCAUGUCUUUGGAGGUGGGAAGAAGCCAGAGUACCCGGAACAUGCAAACUCCACACAGAACGAUCCCGAGCCCGGGAUUGAAUUUAGGACUACUCAGGACCUUCGUAUUGUUGAGGCAGAUGCACUAACCCCUCUUCCACCGUGCUGCCCAAUAUUGAAAUCAAAACUAUUAAUCAGGAUUCUACAUUGUUAGCACCCCCCCGCGACCCCAAAAGGGAUAAGCGGUAGAAAAUGGGUGGAUGGAUGGAAGGUAAAACAGUAUUGGGGGAGGAGGUUGAACGUGACGCCAUCAAGUAAUUUGAUCAAAUCUAAUUAGAAGGCGUAAUAAACAUUAGUUUUUAAUUAUUAGGACAUUUUACUGAAAUUGGUAUGUUUUAUUUCAUAUGAACAUUGGUUUUAAAUAUUGACAUGUCUAUUAUAUAGUCAUUUCACACAAAUUUUAACAUUUUCUUAUAUAAAUGUGUCUCAAAUGUUGACAUUUCCUUUUAUGUGGAUGUGGAGGGGGGUGUGGCCUGCGGGCCUGCAGCGGAGAGAGGAACCAGCACCCCUGUCUGCCAAUCCAAAUCUGAUUGUUUUGCCUUCAACUGACAGAGAUCAGAUUUUUUUUUGCAUUUGGGCCACAUCAGGAUUGAUAUGUGAUCUUUUCAAAUGGGACUUUGGUCUAAACACAACGUGACUCGUAUGUGACUUUUACGUCAUCUUUGGGCGAGUUACGUCGUUCGUGUGUGUACGGGGAAGUGGAUAUUUCAUCACUACGUCCGGUUUCUGUGCAUAGAAACAUCUAUAAUUGGGUGGAGGGGGUUGAACGUGACGCCAUCAAGUAAUUUGAUCAAAUCUAAUUAAAGCAAAAUAUACAUCCAUAUCAUGCACCGGGGGAUAGGUUGAUUGGCAACACUAAAUUGGCCCCAGUGUGUGAAUGUGAAUGUGAGUGUGAAUGUUGUCUGUCCAGGGUUUACACCGCCUUCCGCCCGAUUGUAGCUGAGAUAGGCACCAGCGCCCCCCCGCGACCCCGAAGGGAAUAAGCGGUAGAAAAUGGAUGGAUGGAUAUUUAAAGACAUACAUUUGUUUUUAAUUAUUAAGACAUUUUACUCAAAUAGGUAUGUUUUAUUUCAUAUGGACAUUGGUUUCAAAUAUUGACAUGUCUAUUAUAUUUUUUACAUUUUCUUAUAUAAAUAUGGCUCAAAUUUUGACAUUUCCUUUUAUGUGGAUGUGGAGGGGGGCGUGGCCUGCGGGCCUACAGCAAAGCGGGGUGUGCCAGGACUGGCAGCGACGUCAGCGACAGGUGCGUAGUUGGCCCAGCUGGGCCUUGCUAUCUAAUCACCCGUCACUCUGUACAAGCAGCAAACCGGGCACAGAGAGGUAGUUGGAGCUGACAAUUGCUGGAAAACAACCCGUAGACUUUUGUGAAAAAUAAAACUGUAUUGAACCAUGAAACGGGCUUGUGUGGAAAUGCUGGGAGGGUCAAGAGGACCCGCUGGAAGAGAACUUCCACAAUGGACGUUUCAGGCUGCGAUCCUGGGCUCCCCUGGGGAAGACGAGGAGAUGUCGGGGCUCACUGCGUGUUGCAGAGGAGCCUACAGCUGCCGAUGGAAGAAAACGAGGAAAGGCGGCAACAGUAAAUGUGCUUGCUGUUGGUUCUCUGUGCUCACCUUCAUCACCCUCCUGACCGUCUUCUGGGUGUACAUUUGUCUGGUGGCACACAACGACCAGGAGGAUGUCAACUGGAAGGCCUUCAUGCAUCUGAAGUGGUGGGUCAACUGGUUCAUGGUGCUGACCAUCACGUCCGCCGUCUUGACCAGUUACUGUGUGCUGCUGCUGUUUUUUGCCCUGUUCCAAGUUGCCCUGAAAGAACCACUCGACUUACAUUGGCUUCACAAGAUUCUCCUUUUCUUGAGUUUGCUCUUCAUCUCCUUGGGAAUCGUCGGGAUAAGUCUUCAGUGGAAACAAGAAUGGUCGACCGUUCUUCUCUCGCUGCAGGCGACCGCUCCUUUUUUGCAGUUUGGUGCUGUCGGAGGUUUGCUUCUGCUGAGUCCGUUCGUCUUCCAGAGAUUCCACAUGGCCAAAGCUAAAUACUCUCAGUUCCUGAUGGCAGCAGCCUUCGCUGCAGUGUCGGUGCCCAUCCUCCUGUGUCCUUUGCUGGUCCACUCACCUUGUCUCAUAGACUACGCCCACUUGCCCCCAAAACCCAAGCUGAUAGGUCACAGAGGUGCACCCAUGUUGGCCCCUGAGAACACCAUCAUGGCCUUCCAGAGGAGCAUCCAAUGCGGCGUGACCGCCUUCGAGACAGACGUGCAGAUGAGCAAGGACGGAGUUCCUUUCUUGAUGCACGACAAAGGCCCGGGCUUUUUGAGGCGGACCACCGACGUGGAAGAGAAGUUUCCGGGCCAACACAUCGAGUAUAGCAAUCAGCUGACCUGGGAGCAGUUACAGAGCCUGAAUGCAGGGGAAUGGUUCCUGCAGACGGAUCCUUUCUUCUCACUGUCCCAGUUGUCUGCAGAGGACAGGGAAGAAGCCAGAAACCAAACAAUACCGUCUUUAGUGCAGCUCCUUCACCUUGCUGAGCAUCACAACGUCUCUGUUUUAUUCGACCUGUACGGUUCUGCCCAGGUUUCCGAUGUAGUCCAGACCAUCCUGAACUCCAAGGUGGACCCGAGCCUGGUCCUCUGGCUUCCUUCCGAUGGGAGACUGGACGCCAGGUCGAGGGCUCCAGGGUUCACCCAGGUCUACGACGAUGAAGAACACAUGCGCAACGACGGGGGAAACCACCUCAAUCUGCACUACGGCAAGCUGAGCAUGUCAGAGAUUGGGGAUCUCCGCCAACAGAACAUCUCACUGAACCUGUGGGUGGUCAACCACUCCUGGCUCUUCUCCCUCCUGUGGUGUGCCGGGGCAAGCUCCGUGACCACCAACACCUGCCACCUGCUGGGGGACAUGGAGGGUCCCGACUGGGUCUUGCCUCCUGGGACGUACACCGCCAUGUGGAUGUCAGUGGACCUCCUAUCUGUGGUGAUGAUGCUGGUCAUCUACUUCCUCAAGCGGAAACCUUGCUGCUGCCACGGAAACGUGUCAAAGAAAGAAAGGACAAAACUGUCCUGGAACCAGAGAGAACUUUCUCCCUUCUUAGCGGCCGUGUAGUUUGUCACACCGCAGCAGCAUAUCACCUGUAGUUUGUUACACCGCAGCAGCAUAUCACGUGUAGUUUGUUACACCGCAGCAGCAUAUCACGUGUAGUUUGUUACACCGCAGCAGUAUAUCACGCACUAUCACAAUGUUUAUGAGGCAGAGAUGAAAGUUUUGUACAUCCUUUCACUGUGUUUUAUACAGAGUUAACAAUUACUGGAAUUACCGUAUUUUUCGGACCAUGGGGUCUAUUCCGGUCUAUUUUUAUACAAAAAGGCGCACUGGAUUAUAAGGCGCAUUAAAGGAGUCAUAUUAUUAUGAUUUUUUUCUAAAAGUAAAAUACUCUUUUGUGGUUCUUUGCUCAAAAUGUUGCAUAGAUGAUGUUUUGCAAGCUGCUUUCUGACCGUCUCUUUUACUAUGCGCCGCUUUGCGGUCGGUUUUAUCUACCUGGCUCAGCUUCGACAGCGUCUUCUCACCCGUCCAGGUUGUUUUUAAGCGCUUCCAAAGCGAGUCUACUGACAGAUAUAAGUUAGAACUAUGCGAUAAAUGUGCAUGUACGAGCCAGUCUGCCCGCGUUUUGACUACAAUGGCGGAGGAGCGUAAGGCACAAUCGGAUGGUAUGUGCAACUUUCCUCAACGGGUGACGGCACAAACAGGUCGUUUAAAGGAAGUAUGAAGGAAGGCAAUAUUGUAGACUUGUACGGUAUACCGGUACUAGUGUAGUACCGCCAUACUAAUAAAUGAUAUUCGGUACUAUACCAACGUGAAAUAGUAGUCGUAAUGAGCCGUAAAAUCCAUCAAGUAAAGUCGUACUAAAACUACUAAAACAUUUUGACAGAUUUUUGAGCGCCGUGUGCAAUGUUCUUCAUUCUCAAUGGAACAUUUAAAAGUUUUGGUGUUUUUUACUGCCAUCAUAUUGCAGUCUACAUGUAUAUUGCCAAAAGUAUUUGGCCACCUGCCUUGACUCACAUAUGAAUUUGAAGUGCCAUCCCAUUCCUAAUCCAUAUUGUUCAAAAUGAUGUGGGUCCACCUUUUGCGGCUACUACAGCUCUUCUGGGAAGGCUGUCCACAAGGUUGCGGAGUGCGUUUUAUAGGAAUUUUCCAGCAUUCUUGUAAAAGCACAUUGGUGAGGUCACACAGUGAUGUUGGUGGAGAAGGUUUGGCUCUCAAUCCGCGAUCUAAAUCAUCCCCAAAGGUGUUCUAUCGGGUUCAGGUCAGGACUUUGUGCAGGCCAGUCAAGUUAAUCCACACCGGACUCUGUGUCGCUCUGGAAUAACCUGCCUCGAAUCCUAAGUCUCCAUGCCUAAGUGCUUGAUUUGAUACACCAUUAGCACACCUCAUUCUGAUCAUUUGGAUGGGUGGCCAAAUACUUUUGGCAAUAUAGUGCAUCUCGUGUGUGUGACUGCCAUCUACUGGUCACACUUAUCAUUACAUUAUGUACCAAAUAAAACAGCUUCGAGGUCGGUAAGCACAACCAGAAUGAUGUCGUACGUUAGGCACACCGGCUUAUAAGGCGUAUUGUCGAGUUUUGAGAAGAUGAAAGGAUUUUAAGUCCGAAAAAUACUUUAAGUUGUGUAACCCAACUGAAAGGCAAAAGUUUUUUGACUCUUUUCUUGUGUAAUGUCAGCCAUUUAAUCAUUUAGAUGUUUUUUGUUUUUUUUAUGGAAAUGUGAAUCAGUGCAAUCAAACUUUAUUCCAAAAUCCUGAUUGCAACAUCACCUGACCAACAAUGCAUGCUGGGAAAAGCCAAAUGCCAAAAGCCCGUUUUUAAAGUGCAAUUAGAUGCCAGGGUAAUUGCCAAGAAAACACUGUUACAUAUUAAUAACACGUGCAUUCAAAUAGUGGAAGAAAGCAUUGUGAUUAAAAAUGAGUCAAAUGUC